AUGCACUCCUCACCAUCGCCGGCCACCGACCUUCAAUUCAGAAACUUCACCGCAAGAUCUCCCUCCCUCACCGCCGUCCAGAUCCGAUGCCCCUCCGGGAGAUUUCAUAGCAUCCUCAACGUAGCCGCGGCAAUGGUCAACGCCUCAGACUUCGCCUCCUUGACUGGAACGCUGGUGAUCAACCACCACGAUCUAAUGGGACGGAGUCUCCGGUGUCGGCGCAGUCGUUGGCAACGAACCACGGAGAGCGAGCAACUCUCGAGCAGGGAAUCAUGUGAUCACUCGUGUGCAGACUCCACCGACUCCUCAGAGGGCGCAAAUUCAACGACUUCCUCUUCGUCGACAGCAUCAACGGUUCUCAAGGAUUGCGAUAUAUUAUGA
Molecule: messenger RNA, 381 nt
Organism: Vitis riparia (riverbank grape)
Lineage: Eukaryota; Viridiplantae; Streptophyta; Magnoliopsida; Vitales; Vitaceae
Exons: 1
Coding region: 1-381 (126 amino acids)
Source: RefSeq, a predicted model, not a curated record